AUGGUUGGCCGGGAUGCAACGGACGAAAUAACAGCAUUGCACUCAAAGGAAGCACAGACACAUAUGCAAAAGUAUGUGGUAGGAAGAAUACACGGAAAAUGGCAAAAUUUCUUGCCUCCGAUACAGGGAGGAACGUUCAGAACGCUGGUCUCGAAGGACGUCGACGACGAAGCGGUAUCUGCCGAAGAGGAUGUCAGCUCAUCUGGACAAUCGACACCACCAUCAACAGUCUUCGAUCCCGACGACACAGGAGACCAAGUUCGUCUGAGGCGUGCAAAGAACGAUACACCCAUUUCUCGAGCUUCAUCAUUGUCCCCAUCAGAGCCGGAGCUGGGGAAAUUCAGGCCUGCAGAAGCAUCAAUUGCCCACGCGAUAUCAUCUGAUCUCUCAAAAUAUCCUCGUCUGGAUAAGAGGUCCCAAGACGAGGUCGCCUCAAAGUACCGCCAGCUCGAUGAAACGCUGCAAUCCGAAGGUCUCUACGAUUGUCCAUAUACCUCAUACGCUGUUGAAUUUCUCCGAUACUUGGUUCUUUUCGUCCUCUUCUUGACAUGUCUUCACUACUCCUAUUACGCUCUUUCGGGCCUUUUUCUUGGGCUACUCUGGCACCUGCUUGCAUUCACCGUCCACGACGCCGGUCAUCUAAGCAUAACCCAUGGAUUCCACACGGACAGCUGCAUCGGGAUUUUCAUCGCAGAUUUCCUCGGUGGUCUUUCAGUCGGUUGGUGGAAGCGAAACCACAACGUGCAUCACAUAGUAACCAACUCGCCCGAGCACGAUCCGGACAUCCAGCACAUGCCAUUUUUCGCCAUCUCCUCUCGAUUCUUUAAUUCUCUGCACUCGAGCUACUACGACCGCGAUAUGAACCUCGACGCUGCAGCACGGUUCUUCAUCAAGUAUCAGCAUUACCUCUACUAUCCCAUACUAUUAUUCGGUCGUUUCAACCUGUACCGCCUAGCAUGGUCAUACCUCCUCGAUCCGGCGCAGGCGCCCCGGAAAGGCGCAGCAUGGUGGCACCGCUACCUUGAAAUGGCGGGCCAGGUUUUCUUCUGGUACUGGUACGGCUACCGGACGGUAUACCUCUCGAUCCCGACGUGGUCGGCCCGCAUCAUAUUUCUCUUCAUCUCGCAUAUGGUCACCGCCCCGUUGCACGUACAACUCACACUCAGUCACUUCGCCAUGUCCAGCGCCGAUCUGGGCGUUGAUGAGUCAUUUGCUCAGAAGAUGGUGCGGACGACCAUGGACGUCGAUUGCCCGCCGUGGCUGGACUUUGUGCACGGCGGCCUCAAUUUCCAAGUCGUGCACCAUCUGUUCCCUCGCCUCCCGAGGCAUAACUUGCGCCGGGCGCAGCCGUAUGUGAAGGAAUUCUGCCGCGACGUUGGAAUUCCCUACGUCAUAUUUGGUUUUACGCGGGGAAACAAGGAAGUCAUUAGCAGACUGGGCGAGGUUGCCGAACAAUUAAGCGUGUUGGAGGAAUGCAGAAAGGUUGCUGCGAAGGAUUUGAUUGAGGGUCGCCAUGGUCACUGA
Messenger RNA from Aspergillus lentulus, 1524 nucleotides. The record is from RefSeq and is a predicted model, not a curated record. NCBI's taxonomy places the organism in Eukaryota, Fungi, Ascomycota, Eurotiomycetes, Eurotiales, Aspergillaceae.